Gryllus bimaculatus (two-spotted cricket) is the source of this 1413-nucleotide messenger RNA. NCBI's taxonomy places the organism in Eukaryota, Metazoa, Arthropoda, Insecta, Orthoptera, Gryllidae. The record is from the annotation of a GenBank genome assembly.
UCAUCGGCGAGCGGAGUUCACAGGCGCUCGCUAAGUCGCAGUGCCGGCGACCGUGAGCGGGUGCUCUUCAACAUUACGCGAUCUUUCAGCUGAAAAUCCACCGCUGACGCAGUCCGCUUCUUGAUACACUUUUUACAGCACGGGAGGGAGACGAUGCCCGAGAGCCGCAACACGGGCCGCAACCGCGAGGGCCGGUCGCCGCCGCCGUCGUGGCUGGACGCGGCGUUCGUGGAGGCGGCGCUGCGGCGCUCGGGGCAGCCGCUGGCGCGCGUCGCCCGCGUCGACACCUCCUACGCCACCGCCGUUGGCGACCACUACUGCAGCCGCAUGUACCGCGUGGAGGCCGUGGUGCGCGGCCAGGAGCGGCCCGUGUCGCUGCUCGUCAAGUGCAUGCCCGAGGACAAGGUCAUCCUGGCCAUGGUGCGCGAGAAGGGCGAGUUCCAGACCGAAGUCAGCAUGUACAAGAAGCUGCUGCGCGCGGCGGGGCUGUCGGAGCCGCCGCUGUCCGCGCGGUUCUUCACCGCCGCCACGGACGAGGUGAUCACGCUGGAGGACCUGGUCGCUCAGGGCUUCCGCAUGGGCGACCGCUUCGCCGGGCUGGACUUCGAGCACGCCGCGGCGGUGCUGCGGGCGCUGGGCCGCUUCCACGCCGCCACGCACGUCCUGCUGGAGAGGGAGCCGCGGCUGUUGGAGCACUACCGGAGCCUGUUCCAGAGCCCGUCCAAGGACUUCGGGGGGGUGAACCGCGCGCUCAUCCGCAGCGCCGCGGCGGUGGCGCGCGCGUGGGCGGACGAGCCGCCGGGCCUCGCCGCCAGGAUCGAGGCGAUCGCGGAGUCGGCCGCCGAGAAAAGGAAGCACCUGACCAGCGAGGCGCAGGCAGAGUUCAAGGUCCUCAACCACGGCGACCUGUGGACCAACAACAUUAUGUUCCGGCGGGACAAGGGAGAAGUGGAGUGCCGGUUCGUGGAUCUGCAGUUGUGCUUCAUGUCGAGCCUGGAGGAGGCGGGGUGGCGGGAGCGGUGGCCGCGGCUGGUGGCGGAGUACAGCGACGCGCUGGCGGAGGCGGCGCGGCGGCUGGGCGCGGCGUGGGUGCCGACGGCCGAGGACGUGCAGGCGGAGCUGCGGCGCGCGCGCGCCUGGGGGCUGCUGGUUGCCACCUCUUGGGUGGCCGUCAUCCUCACCGACGCCGGCAAGCAGUUCGACUUCGCCGCGUGUCGCCAGGGUGGCGCCGCCGCCCUCGCCGCGCUCUCCGACACUUACAAGCGACGCCUGCGCCUCCUGCUGCCCUACUGCGACGAGAUCGGCGUCUUCGAGGAUUUCCCCGGUAUUGUUCGUACAAACCGUAUUAGCAAAAAACACUUGAAAAUACCCUUUUUGAAAUAUCCAAAAUAUUUUAACACAUUUUGCGAAAAU